Molecule: messenger RNA, 3018 nt
Organism: Penicillium riverlandense
Lineage: Eukaryota; Fungi; Ascomycota; Eurotiomycetes; Eurotiales; Aspergillaceae
Exons: 8
Coding region: 1-3018 (1005 amino acids)
Biological process (GO): protein palmitoylation; regulation of cyclin-dependent protein serine/threonine kinase activity
Cellular component (GO): Golgi membrane
Molecular function (GO): protein kinase binding; palmitoyltransferase activity
Source: RefSeq, a predicted model, not a curated record
AUGGCCGCUGUCAUGACACAAACGCAGUCCCCGCGGGCACUGCUGAAGCUGGACUCGAAUGAGACCGAACAGACCGCCACGCAGCCGUUGCUUAAUAGCGCCACCGAUGUCUUCGACAUUACCCCCGAGACUGCGCUGAGCCUGCUCUGCCACAACAUCGAAUACCUGAACACAUUCUUCGCGCAAACGUCCGAAGACGACUCCCACAGCUCUACUCCGGCGGAAAGCCAGACCCCAGGAGAAGGAGAAGCUAUGCCGGUCCACAUCGCGCAUGUGCAUGUCGGAGAGAACUACGCACGGGCAGAAGCCCUUCAGCUCGGAAUCAUCUCCCGGCGGUUCCUGUCGAAGGAAGUGCCCCCGAUCGCACUAAAGGACUACCUCCUGCGCCUACACCGCUAUUGUCCUAUGUCGACCGCAGUCUAUCUCGCUACGAGCGUUUAUAUUACCAAGAUGACCCUGGCGGAGAAGGUGCUCCGGGUGACGCCCCGUAACAUGCACCGGCUGGUCCUCGCAGGGUUGCUGGUAGCUAACAAGGCUCUGGAGGACCGGAGCUUUCGGCACAGUCGGUUCGCUAAAGUGGGCGGCGUCAGCAACCAGGAGCUGUCGAAGCUGGAGAUCAACUUUUGUUUCCUGGCGGAGUUUGAACUACGCGUGGAUGCGGAGAUGCUGAUGGAGGAAGUGCGCGUGCAGGACAGCCGAACUGCGCCGUCGACGGAUUCUGAGCCGGACAGCUCAAUUUAUCCAGCUCAUCUCACUUUCCUGCCCUCGUCGCUUUCCGCUCCUUUCCUUUUCCCGCCUGCCAUCACCACCGGCUUACGGCAGCCGCAGACCGCGACAGAGAGUUCGACUUCACUCGCCAUGUCCAAGCUUUCCUCGUCUGACACCCCGGGCAGCAGUCCGGCCGGUGGGAACUCGGGCACCGCGUCCACCUCAACCUCGAAAGAAACGUCGUCGCCGAACGCCGAAGUCGAAAUGAAGAACAUGCAACCCGAUGGCGCCAAAGGCUCCCUCCCGGUGGAGGAAGAUAUCAUGCAGCUGGCACGGAUGGGUGAGAUUGGUGCCAUGCAGAACUUGUUCACGGCCAAGAAAUUCACGGCGAACCACCGCGAUGAGGAAGGCAUCACUCCGCUACAUUGGGCGGCUAUCAACAACCAGUACGCGAUGUGCAGAUUCCUGCUCGACCACGGUGCCGACGUAAACGCCAAAGGAGGAGAAUCCGUGGCCACGCCGGCCAUGUGGGCGGCCCAACGCUGUCACUACUAUAUCGUUCACCUACUGCUCCACCACGGCGCGGAUCCUCUCCUGACCGACGUGCAAGGGUACAACAUCCUUCACCUGGCGACAAUUGACGGCAACGCAUUCCUGCUCGUGUUGCUCCUACAACAGGAUAUACCCGUGGACGUGGUGGACCAGCAAGGCCAUACCGGGUUGAUGUGGGCCGCAUACAAGGGAUACCCGGCGUGCGUGGAUCUCUUCCUGCGAUGGGGCGCCAACGCGAAUGCGGUGGACGAAGGCGGACUGAGCCCUCUUCACUGGGCGUUGGUCAAGGGCUCGUUGCCCUGUGUCCUGAAGUUGCUGGAAUAUGGAGCGGACCGGUUUACAAAGACAACAGAUGGCAAGUCCCCCACAACGGUGGCUCAGGAGAUGAACACGCUGCGGACAUGGUACCGCGCGCUGAAUGAGCGCGGUUUCGAUGCUGACGGCACCCAAAAGGAGAUGCCGCUGGGGAUGGCCAGUUAUGUGCGCAACAAGAGCCUCAUGGGCAAGUUUUUCUUCAUCUGGCCCUUUUUCACCGUCUUGAUUGCCAUCUGGAUUUUGAGCAACCUGGUGAUCUUCAUUGGCGUCCCGCUCAUGCUGCUGGUGGUAUUUGGGAUGCAGUGGAUGGCGCAGCAAGUUGCGAACAGAGGCCCGUCCGAGUAUCGCGUUCUUCAAAAGACACCGUAUUUAGCCGGUGUGUUUGCCGGAACACUGUUCUGGGUGGGCUUCCGAUAUGUGUUCAAAGUGUUGCCCGCGACUUAUUCCUCGUCUCUCAUCUUGAACAUUCUGUUUGCGGUUUUCUUUGGCUUGACAGCUUAUUUCUACAUCAUCUCGAUGGUCGAAGACCCGGGCUAUGUGCCGAAGCUGAGCAGUCGAAACCAACAGAGGGAGGUUGUCAAGGAGCUUUUCGAGCAGUGGAAGUUUGACGAGGAGAAUUUCUGCGUUCCUUGCAUGGCAAGAAAGCCUCUGCGGAGCAAGCACUGCCGGCGCUGUGGACGCUGCGUUGCGAAGCAUGACCAUCAUUGCCCAUGGAUCGACAAUUGUGUCGGAGCCAAUAAUAUCCGCCAUUUCGUGCUAUACAUUGUCUGCCUUGAAAUCGGCAUCAUCUUGUUUGUUCAGCUUACUAUUGCAUAUAUCAAUACCCUCCCCGCACCUAAGAACGCUAAGUGCAACAUCAUCAAUGACACGCUGUGCGACUACGUGUCUCGUGACACUUUUACACUGGUGCUCAACGUCUGGAUCACUCUGCAGCUCAUCUGGGUGACGAUGCUGUGUGCGGUCCAGCUGGUCCAGAUCUCUCGCAACCAGACGACCUACGAGAACAUGAGAGGCAACUCGAUUGAUCGUUCGUAUCCGAGUUCGCAAGCCUUUGCAUCAGCCAUGACCGCCGGAACCACCUCACUGGACGCGGCUGGCCUCUCAGCUUCCGGCCAGGGCCCCAACCCAGCUCUGGCACAUCCUCAUCCCCCCGGCGGCGACAUGGCUGUCUCCAACAGUGACGGGCUACGCGAGGGACGUGGGUCGUCUCGGCCGCAGAAUCCUUUCUCGCGUGGCCUGCUGGGUAACUGCCGCGACUUCUGGUGCGACCCGGCCCCUCUUUUCGGGAAACGCGAGUCUGGGUCUGGCAUGCUUGGAGGCGAGGUGGUGAACUAUCACCACAUGUACGAAGUCCCGAUGCGCAUGCGUAGUGGAGGCAGUCGAUCGCGCGAGGGACCGGCAUACCGCAGCGUGGCCGACGAGGACCCGGAGCAUAUGGUCUGA